This is a messenger RNA of Zalophus californianus (California sea lion), 2060 nucleotides long. It is a transcript of the gene WRAP53, whose product is annotated as WD repeat containing antisense to TP53. The transcript is spliced from 10 exons. NCBI's taxonomy places the organism in Eukaryota, Metazoa, Chordata, Mammalia, Carnivora, Otariidae. Gene Ontology annotation, biological process: Cajal body organization. Gene Ontology annotation, cellular component: Cajal body. Gene Ontology annotation, molecular function: protein binding; RNA binding. The record is from RefSeq and is a predicted model, not a curated record. Bases 440 to 2050 code for a protein of 536 amino acids.
GAGACGGCAGGGGGAGCUCGGGCACUUCUCGCCGAGGCCGAAACUCUCCGACUGGCUCCCGGCCGCCGCCAGGAGCCCCACGGCUUGAUGGGAACGGUAAACCUGCGUGACCCGUUACGUGCCCGCCCCGCCCCGCCCGUGGGUCGCCCGCGAAAUCUGAGCCGGGGUGCGGAGGUCCAAUGGAAAGGUGGGGCCAAGUCCCGCGAGAGCGAGCGGCUCUUAGCGACCGACCCGGCUGAGAGAGGCUGUGCAGGCAGCCGCGGCGUGUCCACCUCCCCAGCUCGCCUGCCGGGGGUCUUCCGCCCCCUCCCGGAAGCAGGAGGAAGGCCCCGGCGCGUUCUCCAGGUCUGCGUCCGGGAGCCGAGCGGACUUCGGGGUCGUGUCGGCCAAGCGGGACGAGGGUUGGGGCCGAGGCCGGUGUCCCUGCUUCCUCGGCAGCAUGAGCGCACCCGGGGCGCCCGGGUUAGCCCCGGCCUGCCUUGCUGAGGACCAGGCCCCCGCUCAGGCAUCCCCGGCGGAUGAAAAUACGCAUCCCGCAGUGUUGCCGCCACCGCCACCGCCACCGCCACCGGCUGGGGACGACCCUCCCCGCUCGUCUCCGGAUCGCACGGCUCGUUCCCAGGAGCCGGGGGAGGGCGGCUCAGCUUCUGCCUCCACCGCCCCGGAGGCGGGCUUCGCUGCUUCUGGCGCGUUGAGCCCUGGAAUCGAGGAGCCAGCACUUUGUGAAAACGUGAGCCUUCCUGCAGAAGAAGCGAACGGGCCGGAGUCGGGGCCCGGAGAAGCCGUGGAAGGUGUGUCUGAGGACCCCGCCCCGGAGGACGAGGGAUACACCGCUUGGAACUACAGCUUCUCCCAGCUACCUCGGUUUCUCAGUGGUUCCUGGUCAGAGUUCAGCAGCCAUCCCGAGAACUUCUUGAAAGGCUGUAAGUGGGCCCCUGAUGGUUCCUGCAUCUUGACCAAUAGUGCCGAUAACAUCCUGCGGAUUUAUAACCUACCCCCGGAGCUGUACAAUGACGGGGAGCAGCUGGAAUAUGCAGAGAUGGCCCCUGUCCUUCGCAUGGUGGAAGGCGACACCAUCUAUGAUUAUUGUUGGUAUUCUCUGAUGUCUUCAACCGAGCCAGACACCUCCUACGUGGCCAGCAGCAGCCGGGAGAACCCCAUUCACAUCUGGGAUGCAUUCACCGGAGAGCUCCGGGCUUCCUUUCGGGCCUACAACCACCUGGACGAGCUGACGGCAGCCCACUCGCUCUGUUUCUCCCCGGAUGGCUCCCAGCUCUUCUGUGGCUUCAACAGGACCGUGCGCGUCUUUUCCACGGCCCGGCCUGGCCGUGACUGUGAGGUCCGAGCCACGUUUGCCAAAAAGCAGGGCCAGAGUGGCAUCAUAUCCUGCAUAGCCUUCAGCCCAGCCCAGCCCCUCUAUGCCUGUGGCUCCUACGGCCGGUCCCUGGGUCUCUAUGCCUGUGAUGGUGGCUCCCCUCUUGCCUUGCUGGGAGGACACCAAGGAGGUGUCACUCACCUCUGCUUCCACCCCGAUGGCAACCGCUUCUUCUCAGGAGCCCGCAAGGAUGCCGAGCUGCUGUGCUGGGACCUCCGGCAGCCUGGUCACCCACUGUGGUCCCUGAGUCGAGAGGUGACCACCAAUCAGCGCAUCUACUUCGAUCUGGAUCUGACUGGGCAGUUCUUAGUGAGUGGCAGCACUAACGGGGCUGUGUCUGUGUGGGACACCAGCGGGGCUGGACAGGAGGCGAAGCCGGAGCCCGUGCUGAGUUUUCUGCCCCAGAAGGACUGCACCAAUGGAGUGAGCCUGCACCCUAGCCUGCCAUUGCUGGCUACCGCCUCGGGUCAGCGCGUGUUUCCGGAGCCCGCAGAGAGUGAGGACGAGGGCGAGCAGGACGCAGACCUUCCCCUGCUUUCCAUGCGCGGCGUCCACCUUGAAUGUCAGCUUCAGCUCUGGUGGUGUGGGGGGGGUCCCGGCGCCAGGGCGGCUGAUGCUCACCAGGGCAAGAAGGGGCCGGGAGGGACUCAGGAAGGCGGGGACGAGUUUGUAUAAAAAGGUUCUA